Molecule: messenger RNA, 912 nt
Organism: Leishmania mexicana MHOM/GT/2001/U1103
Lineage: Eukaryota; Euglenozoa; Kinetoplastea; Trypanosomatida; Trypanosomatidae
Exons: 1
Coding region: 1-912 (303 amino acids)
Source: RefSeq, a predicted model, not a curated record
AUGUAUAACGGCAUCGCCGCGAAGGCGAAGUCUACGACGAAGGGGGGCGAGCAUCCCUUCACAGCAGCACGCGUAGCCUUCCUUACCCGGUUCAAGUCUCUGGUGUGUAGCUCCUCAGUGAUGCGGAUGCCGUCAGUCGCACAGGUUCCGCCGCAUCCCCUGUUCUCUUCUUUCCCCGCCUCCACGUUGUUCCGUUUCCUUUCGAGCCUUUCUAUGGCACCUUGUGUGCCCACGUACGCGUCCCCCUCAGGCGAUGGGUUUGUGGCGAAAGCGAACCUGCUUGCGCGUGCACACACGUCAAGGCUUAACACAACAAAAAAAAGUAGAUACAGAGAACGAGAGAACACGCGUCAACCUCUCGUGAGGGCAACCGCGUCUCCAUCGAUCUCUGUGGUGAAGACUAGACCGACUGCGGCGGCGUUGAAGAUGCCGCUUUCAUCGGCAGCAAGACCAUCCUAUAGUGCGAGCUUAUCUUCGCAGCGGCUCCUUCGUAAUGCGGGGAUCUGUUCCACCGCCACUAGUGCUCUCACGUGCUGCCGCCAAGUUCACAUUGGGCACUCCACUGACGUGCACCGGUGGCGCAACCCAGAGAAGGAGGAGGUGCAGCGGCAUUUCCGCGGUGGGGUGAAACUGGGAAGUCACAUAGCCAAGGUUCGCGAGCAGCAGGCAAAGGAGAGGGAGCUCAUUGAGCAGGACAAGUUCACGGACUGGCGCCUGGUCUACAACUAUGCCAUCGGCGCGGCUCUGCUGCUUAUUGGACUGAACGCGAUGCUGGCCUUUGUGGAGCCAAAUCCAUCACCCGAGUACGUCCCCUACACGGAACCAGGGGUGCCGGCGUCCAACGCCAGCGAUACGAUGGCAGACUCGAUCCAGGCGCCGUUGAGUGAGGUGAGACCCGCGAGACGCAUUUGA